Molecule: messenger RNA, 4934 nt
Organism: Aedes aegypti (yellow fever mosquito)
Lineage: Eukaryota; Metazoa; Arthropoda; Insecta; Diptera; Culicidae
Gene: Mdr49
Product: multidrug resistance protein homolog 49
Exons: 11
Coding region: 509-4432 (1307 amino acids)
Biological process (GO): transmembrane transport
Cellular component (GO): membrane
Molecular function (GO): ATP hydrolysis activity; ATP binding; ABC-type transporter activity
Source: RefSeq, a predicted model, not a curated record
GUGCAGGAAUUCCUAUCCGAUACGUUAGUCUGUCGAUGAUCGUCGCGCGGGUUGGAUGCAAAAAAGCAAUCGGAUGGAAAGUGUUCCAAGUUUUAAGUUUGUCUAGAAACAAUCUAAGGGCGAAACGGUUCUGUUCGGUCGUAAAGAUUGAGUAAUUUAGAUUCGGACCCGAAUUGUCCCAGUGCGCCACACUUAGUUGAACAGCGAAGCAAGGGUGAUUUUAUUGUGCAAAAAUGAAAGCAGAGUAAUUAAUAUGCAGUUUAACAACUUCAAAUUGUGUACGAGAAGAUAAGCACAAAAGGAAUAUGUGAAUAUUGUUCCCGUUGGAAAAUUUGAUGGAAAUAGUGAAUACAAAUUGACUUGUUUAUGUGUUGCAAUUAGGAUAAGUCAAUACAAAGGACAUAAUUGAAAAAUAAAGUUCUUAGCAGUAACGAAACAUCAAUCCUACUAUUGUGUUUUAAAGAUAAGUUCUUUAAUCGACACGCAAUAACACGAUUGAAUUACCAAAAUGACAAACAAAGACUUUCCUCAAUGCAACGGAUCGCAGCCAUCGGUGAAUCUCAAAAAUGGCAUCAACAACGACGCGAUGUCUGUGUCCAGUUACAAGGGCUCCAAAGACAUACUGAACGCAAAGUUCAACAAACCACCGGAAAAAGCUAGCAAUGCAGUUACCAACACCCAACCCGUAUCGUACUUCAAAUUGUUUCGGUUCGCUACUUGGGGAGAAAUAAGUGCCACAAUUCUAGGAGUAAUAUUAGCCUCGUUUGCUUCUCUCGGACUUCCCUACGGUGUUAUCCUGUACGGCGAGUACACCACUCUACUGGUCGACCGAACAAUCGGGAUAGGAAAAUCGACUGACACGGCCAUUCUGUCGAUGUUUGGGGGUGGACACGUGUUGGUUAACGCCAGUGCGGAGGAAAACCGUCUAGCCAUCUUGCAGGAUGCCAAAGCCUUUGGACUGGGAGUCCUAUUUGUAUCGGUGGUACAAUUCCUCGCAGCUGCACUUAGCGUAGACAUGAUCAAUCGAUCCGCAAAUCGACAAAUAAGUAGAAUACGGAAGUUGUUCUUACGGGCAGUUCUACGCCAGGAUAUGACCUGGUACGACCUGAACAGUGAUGAUAAUUUUGCUGUGAGAAUUACAGACGAUCUUGAUAAGUUGAAGGAAGGGAUUGGAGAGAAGCUUUCAAUUUUCACCUAUUUAGUAAUGUCGUUCACUAUAUCUGUGAUAUUUUCGUUCUUCUACGGAUGGAAACUAACACUAGUGAUUUUAAGUUGCGCACCGAUUAUAAUUCUAGCCACCGCAAUAGUUGCUAAGAUGCAAAGCACAUUAACUGAAAAAGAGUUGAAGGCGUAUUCUUCAGCUGGAGCAGUUGCAGAAGAAGUAUUGGGUAGUAUUCGUACUGUAGUCGCUUUUGGAGGGGAACGUAAGGAGCUCGAUAGAUAUCGUAAUCGUUUGAGUUCUGCAGAGAGUAAUGGUCGUAAAAAAGGUCUGUUUUCUGGUAUCGGAGGAGGCAUAAUGUGGUUCAUCAUCUACUGUUGCUACGCGCUUGCAUUCUGGUAUGGAAUAAGCUUGAUUUUGGAAGACCGAGGAAAGGACGUGAAAGAUUACACCCCAGCAGUACUAAUUAUUGUAUUGUUCGGUGUGUUGGCAGGAGCUCAAAAUCUGGGUUUAUCGUCUCCUCAUUUGGAAGCCUUUUCCACUGCGAAAGGUUCGGCCUCAUCGAUUUUCUCAGUCAUCGAUAGGAUACCAACGAUUGAUUCUAUGGGAGACAGCGGUCUAAAGCCUCAUUCUAUUGCUGGAAACAUUACGUUCUCCGGUGUGCACUUCCGAUAUCCAGCUAGAAGUGAUGUUCAAGUUCUACAAGGAUUGAACUUAACUAUUGAAGCGGGAAAAACCGUCGCGUUGGUCGGACCAUCAGGAUGCGGAAAAUCUACAUGUCUUCAAUUAAUUCAGAGGCUGUAUGACCCAUUGAAUGGUAAUGUUACUAUCGAUGGUACGAAGAUCAAUGACUUAAACAUAACUUGGCUUAGAUCUUUUAUUGGAGUUGUCGGCCAAGAACCAGUUCUGUUCGCAACUAGUAUCGCAGAAAACAUUCGCUACGGAAAUCCAGAAGCAACGCAAAGUGAAGUAGAAAACGCUGCCAGAAUCGCAAAUUGUCACAGUUUCAUUACCAAGCUUCCUAACGGCUAUCACACACUCAUCGGGGAGCGUGGUGCUCAACUAUCGGGAGGUCAGAAACAACGAAUUGCCAUAGCUCGAGCGUUAGUUCGCAAUCCAAAGAUCCUCCUACUAGACGAAGCGACUUCCGCUCUAGAUCCGAAUUCUGAACGGCGAGUUCAGGAUGCACUAGAAAAAGCUAGUCGUGGCCGUACUACACUGGUUGUGUCUCAUCGUCUAUCGACUAUAACCGGCGCAGAUAAAAUCGUGUAUAUUGAGAAAGGAGUGGUCGCUGAGCAGGGAACACACGAGGAACUUAUGGCUAAGAGAGGAUUGUAUUACAAUUUGGUUCUUGCCAGUGGAUCUCAGAAAAAGGAAGAAGAUGAAGUGGAAGUUAUCAAAGAGAUAAGCCAAGGAGGACCAAAAAGUGUAUCAGCGGACGAUGAUGCGUAUUCGGAUGAUGAAUCUGAGUCAAACAAAUCGGCCGAAGCCGUCAUGGAUGACAAAGAAGACGUAUAUCCGGUGUCUGUGUUCAGAUUGGUGAAAUUGAAUUCUCCUGAAUGGCCUUAUAUUUUGUUUGGUUGCGGUGCAGCCAUGGUUGUAGGAGCAUCGUUUCCGUUGUUUGCUGUGUUGUUUGGAGAAAUGUAUGGUAUUUUAUCUGUGGCGGAUCCAGAUUAUGUCAAGGAAGAAUCAAAUUUUUACUCGUUGCUGUUUCUCGUACUCGGAUUAGUCACUGGUCUAGGAACCUUUUUCCAAACAUACCUUUUCAAUAUAGCAGGAGUACGAUUGACAUCCCGUCUGCGACAGAAAACCUUUAAGGCAAUCAUAAAUCAGGAAAUGGCAUGGUUUGAUGAGUCCAACAAUGCUGUUGGUGCAUUAUGCGCUCGUCUCUCAGGCGAUUGCGCUAGUGUCCAGGGUGCUACAGGUACUCGUAUCGGAUCCUUACUGCAGGCUGCGUCUACCAUAUGUAUCGGUGUAGGAAUAUCGUUUUACUAUUCAUGGAAUCUAACACUUGUCUCAGUAGUAGCCAUUCCUAUUGUAUUGGGAUCGAUCAUGUUAGAGUCUUGGUACACGGAAUCCAGUGGACUGAAAGAGAAACAAUCUCUAGAAAGUGCUAUUAAACUUGCAGUUGAAGCCAUUUCAAAUAUCCGAACCGUUGCAAGCUUAGGUCAAGAACCUUAUGUUCUGGAGCGAUACUAUAAAGAAAUAGCCAAAGUGGAUGAAGCUUGCAAGAAGAAGAGCAGAUUGAGAGGAGUGGUGUUCGCUUUAGGUCAGAUAAUGCCUUUCAUGGGAUAUGGUCUGGCACUUUUCUAUGGUGGUAAACUUGUGUCUGAAGCAGAACUGGAAUACAAAGAUGUCAUAAAGGUAUCGGAGGCAUUGAUUUUUGGAGCUUGGAUGCUUGGACAAGCCUUGGCGUAUGCUCCGAACGUAAAUUCAGCAAUGCUGUCUGCAGGACGCUUAAUGAAACUACUCGAUCGUACUCCAAAAAUGCACAACCCCUCAAGUUCCUACCUAUCAACUUUUGAGAACCAUGAAGGUAAUAUCAAAUUUACGGACGUUGAAUUCCGGUACCCAACGCGACCAACAAUUCCAAUUCUACAAGGACUAAAUCUUGAUAUCAAGAAAGGAAACACAGUUGCUCUAGUAGGGCCUUCAGGUUGCGGAAAAUCGACUUGCAUUCAGUUGUUGCUGCGUUAUUAUGACCCCGACAAUGGAAAAGUUGACAUUGACGGGAUCACGACAACUGAUUUCCAGCUUGGCCGCAUACGUUCCCAAAUGGGUCUCGUAUCGCAAGAACCUGUUCUGUUUGAUCGCACCAUCGCGGAAAAUAUUGCUUAUGGUGACAACACUCGCGAGAUAAGCAUGCCGGAGAUAAUCGAGGCAUCCAAAAUGGCAAACAUUCACGAAUUCAUCGUCAAUCUACCGAAGGGGUACGACACUAGCUUAGGAACCAAAGGAGCUCAAUUGUCUGGUGGCCAAAAGCAACGUAUUGCUAUAGCUCGUGCUUUGGUUAGAAAUCCACGAAUCCUACUGCUGGACGAAGCAACAUCCGCCUUGGAUAAUCAAAGUGAAAAAAUCGUCCAGAAUGCUUUGGACCAUGCUCGCAAAGGUCGUACUUGCAUUAUCAUUGCCCAUCGAUUAACAACUAUUCAAAAUGCGGAUCUAAUUUGUGUCAUUCAAAGUGGAGUUGUUGUUGAGUGUGGAACUCAUGAUGAACUUAUGGCGCAAAAUAAGAUUUACGCAAAGCUUUACGCCAUGCAACAAGUGGCAUAGAAGUGCACUUAGGCUGCGCGCUCGUUCAGUAUUUAUUGUUACUAUUAAAAUAGAGAAGAUUAAUCUCGAUUAGAAGAUGAAAUCAGAAGACUUAUUGUGCCGUAACGGGUGUAUGUUUUAUGUACAUCCGAUCAUGUAACCAAUAUCAACAAGAGAUGAGAAUAUCUCAGAGCUAGCUUCAAGCACAGAUGUUAUUUUUAUGUUAGAUUAAGAUUAGUUGUGAUAUUUAUGAAACGCCUCUUUAGUACUUAGAUUUUACAAUAUGCGUGUGUAAAAAGCUUUCAGUCUACGACAAAAAAUCAAAACAAUGAAACGAUACCCAUUUUUUAAAAUAAUACACAAAAUGUUUAACGUAUGUUGACCGCUUCUUGACUAACAAAACACACAUCAUCAUAGAGCAUAAAUUACAGAGCAAUAUGUUUACAACAUACAUUUUACCAAACCAUGCCAAGGAACAAAACGUAAGAUACCAGAUAAGAACGCAUAUAUAGUUACUCAAUAU